UUCCUGAUAACCCCAGCCCCGCCAAGGAGGAGGAUCAGACAAAGCCAGCCCCUGAGCUAGCUGGGAGGAAGCCAGGGGACAGAGGGAGGGGAAGGCAUCAUUAUUGUACUGCGGGACCCCCCUCCCACAACAGGCCUGGAGACUGAGCAGCUUUGGAGCUGAGCACACAGCAGACCCCCGGGAGACCUCCAUUCCAGCCAGCUGACUGUCCUGUGCCCACCAUGCAUCCUCAGUCAGUUCUGCACAGCGGCUACUUCCACCCCCUGCUCCGGAACUGGCAGACAGCCGCCACCAGCCUCAGCGCCUCCAACCUCAUCUACCCCAUCUUUGUCACGGAUGUUCCUGAUGACAAACAGCCCAUCGCCAGCCUUCCAGGAGUGGCCAGGUACGGUGUGAACCGCCUGGAAGAGAUGCUGAAACCCCUGGUGGAGGAGGGCCUCCGCUGCGUCCUGAUCUUCGGUGUCCCCAGCAGAGUUCCCAAGGAUGAGCGGGGCUCCGCAGCCGACUCCGAGGACUCCCCGGCUAUCGAGGCCAUCCGUCUGUUGCGCAAGAAUUUCCCCAGCCUCCUCGUGGCCUGCGACGUGUGCCUGUGCCCCUACACCUCCCACGGUCACUGCGGGCUUCUGAGUGAGAACGGGUCAUUCCAAGCCGAGGAGAGCCGCCAGCGGCUGGCAGAGGUGGCUCUGGCCUAUGCCAAGGCAGGAUGUCAGGUGGUGGCCCCGUCAGACAUGAUGGACGGACGCGUGGAGGCCAUCAAGGAAGCGCUGAUGGCGCAUGGAUUCGGCAACAGGGUAUCAGUGAUGAGCUAUAGUGCCAAAUUCGCUUCUUGUUUCUAUGGACCUUUCCGGGACGCGGCUCAGUCGAGCCCGGCCUUCGGAGAUCGCCGCUGCUACCAGCUGCCACCCGGGGCACGAGGCCUGGCCCUCCGUGCAGUGGACCGGGAUGUUCGGGAGGGAGCAGACUUGCUCAUGGUGAAGCCAGGAACGCCCUACCUGGACAUCGUACGGGAGGUGAAGAACAAGCACCCUGAGCUCCCCCUGGCCGUGUACCACGUUUCUGGAGAGUUCGCCAUGCUGUGGCACGGGGCCCAGGCCGGGGCAUUUGAUCUCAAGGCUGCUGUCCUAGAGGUCAUGACUGCCUUCCGCAGAGCAGGUGCCGAUGUCAUCAUCACCUACUACACGCCUCAGCUACUGCAGUGGCUGAAGGAGUGAUGAAGAAAGUGUACCAGAUCCGAGAACUAGAACCUUUCUAUUCCUGAGCCUUGGAGAAGUGAAAACCAAAGUAAACGAUGCUCUUAGAACUGUGCACUCCUGCCCUCUUCCUGCUUAUGUGCUGGCGGGCGCUUGGAAGCCCUGGGUGGUUUCUGCCAGCCUGCCAAAUCUCCCCACUCGCAGCCACAUCCUCACUGGCUCUCCCAGGCUUCCCAGCCCCUCCUCUGGGUCAGUCCUGAAGCUCACCUCUGCCAACCCCGGUCCUUCCUCUAGGGUCGCUUCAGCUGGAAAGCCACCAGGACUCAUGGCAUCAGCUCAGUGGGUCCUGGGAGAAGGGCUUGGAACAUUAAGGGAGAGAGGGCAGUUGAUUUUUGGACCCUAAGCAGCUCUGGAAAGCUUGAGGCUUCUGGCAGCAGAGCUGGGCACACAGGCCUAUAUUGACACCCUGGGUUUAGAGUUGACAUUUGCUGCAAUUCCACUGGAAAGCGAUCCCCACACAAGCCAUUGGUUGCCAGGCUGCCUGAGGUCUCCUGUUGUUCUCUGAGCCAUAAACCCGGAGAAGAAUUACUCAUUAACAAGCAGAAAAGAAUGAAUUCAUUAACAAGCAGGAAUGCUGCUGAAGGAUCAAAAUUCAUAAGCAAAGAAAGAAUUCCUGACUGUUGGAGAUGGCACCACUGAAAAGGCUCUUUAUUGCAGAGAUAUUUCUUGAGAAGGUCUGCUGUGUGCCCAUACAUGAUACUGGGUCCUGGGGAUUUAUAGCAGGACAGACUUCAGCUUGUCUCUGCGUGGAAUCUACACAAGGGAACCAGGGUGACAGAUGCCAACAAGAAAACAGACAAAUAAGGCAGUUACAGAUGGUAAUAGUGCUUCCAGGGAAAGAAAGGGUCUGAGACAGAAUAAUAGAUGAUGGGCCUCGCUUGAGAAGCCCUUCCUGAGAUUGAGGGGCAAAGAAAGGCCUUUACCAAGAGGAGAGGGAAGUGGACGUCAGAAGCCGCAAGAAUGACGGCGGAGUGUGGGAACCAGAUGAGGAAGAAGGUGGAUGACAGCACUGGAGGUUGGAAAGGUAGAGCCCACACUUCGUAGGAAGCUUGGUUUCUAUCUUGUAUCUGAUACAAAGCCAUCUGAAGGGUCUUAACCAGGUGUUAUGUGUGUUCCAGUUUCCCCCAUUCUGCUGCUAUGAAAAAAAAAUGGAGGGGUGAGCCAGAACCAGCCUGGUUGGGAGGCUGCUGCAGACCCCAGGGAACCACGCCAGUGGCCUGGACCAGGGUGGUGGCAGUGGAGAGCAAAGGAAGCGGAAUGUGUUCAGGAUACAUUCUGAAGACCGAAUAAGCAGACUUUGCCAAAGUUUUCCUGUUGGGGGAUUGAGGCAGGGAACGAGAUGCCUUCAUGGGUUUCUGGCUUGAGAAACAGGUCUCUGUUGGUUCUUCUAAGGGGAUGGGAUGUGAUGUUCCCCACCCCCUAGUCAGAGUUCAGGCCCAGCUAAGGAGGGGCCAUUUUUCAAGUCCACCUGCCUAUCUGCAGAGUGACAGAGAAUCCCAGCUCUAGAGCCAAAGCAAGACUAUUUUGGAUGUUAAAGCGGUACAACCUAUUUUAAAAUUUAGAAAUAUUUGAGUCAGAGGCAGCUCCCCUCUGACUCCUGGUGCUGUUCCCCAGAGCUGUGGCCACCUCAUUCUGUACUCAGCUUUUGGGACGUGAAGAAUCACCUUGAGACCGAAAACCCGAGAGAUGAGCCACUGAUGGGUCUCAGAGCUUGGACCACGCCAGAACCUUGCACCACCUUCGUUUCUGUGCUCCCUGGCCCUAAGCUCAUUUCUGAUUAGUGUGGAAGGGAACGUUCUUCAAGGCCAUCCCACACUCAUCAUUGCCAAGCUGAGAGGGGGUCCAGCUCUGUUCUAGGCACAAGGAGAUGGGAGACGAACCAUUCUCAGGAAGCAAGUAACUGUGUCCCGAGCCCCCAGGAGUUAACAUUGAGCAGAGUGAUGAUGGGGCUCCCUAAGGAGAAUCAAUAGGCAGACCUGUUAGCACUGAUGUAGUGACAGGUGCUGGGAAGGCCACCAGGUAUGACCUGGUAUGACCUGGUAGGAAGGAUCAGAAAACACUUCCCUGAGGCCUGAUGUUUAAACCUAUACCUAGAAAGCAAGCAGCCACGCUGGCACAUGUUUAGGGAUGAUCAUUCCCAACAGAAGGGAUCGUGGGGCCAAAGUGAGCUGGAUGGCUGGUGGCUGAAACACAGGAAAGGUUUUUAAUGUUUUUUUUUUUAAUCUUUUUUAUUUUCUAAAUUAUUAAAAUAUGAUAACACAUUUACAGGAGACUUGGAAAAUACAGUACAAAGUUAAGAUUUUUAGUUGGAAUUUCAAUUUAUAGAAGCAUUUUGACAGCACUGUGGCAAAGCACGAAUAAGAAAUGUGGCCUAGGCUGAGUGGUGACCGUGGGGAUGGAGAAGAGAACCUAUUUAGGACUUAGGUGAGAUGUCAAGGACAAACUUGGCUUGAGCUCCUGGGUGGCUGAUAGGCAGGCCAUUGACUGAGGUGAGAAAGCUUAGAGAGGGAAUCCUAAAUUUAGCGUGGGUUUGCAGUGAAGAAGCUCUGUCUGUUAGUUUAUGUUUAUAUGACUCUCUCAAGGCUGCUCAACAAGUUUGUGGCAGAACUGGGUCUAGAACCCCAGUCACCAAAAACAGCAGAGCUGGGAUUUGAAAUCACAUAGCGCAGUUCGAGGCCUCUACCCUUACCCAGUCUGCCAUACCACCUCCCAAUAAACAGUACCAAAAUUAUAGCUCUAACACUGAUGCUCUUAGUAGCUCUAGUAAUGGGGCACAUCCAGGGGCUGAGCUACCUUCAGGCAUGUGGUCUAUGUGAGUGGCGCCCUCUGGAGUCAGGGCUUAGCACCUGAGGUGCCGUAAUUUUAUCCUUGGGCAGAGAACUCAGCUUUCACAAGCAGCGAGGCAUAUUAUUCUCAGACUUCCUGGUAUCUGGUGAGCAUUAAGGGCCUCUCUCAACACAAUAUGAUUUUCUUAUUUCCCUCUCAAGACGUGCCAGCUUGGAUGGUAGCUUGUCCCUUAAUGCGGCAUCCCGCAGACCACCACAAAUAACCGGCACAUUCCCUCGUCCUCACUUUUCAUUUCACUAAGAUCCCUAAAACUACCUCAGUGGACAUAUGGCUGAGGGCCCCCAAAACAGCAAGCAUUUAAACCAGAUAUUUUACAACCGAUUUCCCAACUAGGGAAGGGGGAGUCCAGACCUUGCCCCGUAUGGACUCUGCGAGUUCCAUAUAUUAGGGCCUGUCACUUGCAGCACCCCAUAUUCUGUCUUGUUCUGGGUGCUCUUGGUGGCAAGUGACACAUACAGCCUCUCCCAGAAGCCUGUAUCCCUUCCUAUCUCUCAUCUGUGUUUGCCUCAGCUUGCCUUUAUUCUAAUAUGGGAUUUUGCCACUUGAUAGCUGCAUGGUCCCUGUGUGUAAGUCGCUCAGUCAUGUCCGACUCUGCCAUCCCAUGGACUGUAGCCUGCCUGGCUCCUCUGUCCAUGGAAGUCUCCAGGCAAGUAUACUGGAGUGGAUUGCCGUGCCCUUCUCCAGGGGAUCUUCCUGAUCCAGGGAUCGAACCUGGGUCUCCUGCGCGGCAGGCAGAUUCUUUACCAUCUGAGCCACCAGGGAAGAUGGUCCUUAAUCCUUUCUAUCCCAGUAUUCGCAUAACAGAUCUCUGGAGGUCUCUGAUUGGUCCUGCUCGGGUCACACGACCAGCCUCAGUUUAGUCCCUGUGAACAAUGGCAUGGGAGAUGUGGCGAGGAGAUGGAAGGCUGGUAGGAUCUCAGAGCUUUUGCACCUGUGGUUGUCCCCUUUGCCUGGAAUGCUUUUUACCUAAAAUCUUUAAUGGCUGUCUCCUUUUUCAUUGUUAAGAUCUUGGUUUAAAUGUCACGGCCUCAGAAAAAUCUGCUCUGACAUCAGAUUUAAAGUCAUUCCCCAGUUAACUCUGUGUUGGUCAGAAUUCAUGUUCAGUAAUUAUAACAAAAGCCCAAGUAAUGAUAGCUUAAGAUGGAAAUGUGUUUCUGAGUCGUCUGGGCUAUAUGGUCAGCUAUGUGAUGUGGGGGGUCAUGGCUCCUGCCUUGUUCUGUCAUCAACACAUCUUGGCUUCCAUCUCAUGAUCAGUUGGUGGAUCUAGUUCCAACCAUCAGGCCCUCUUUUAGUCAGCAGAAAGAGGAGACGAGCAAGCAGAGGGCAUGACACCUCACAAGGGCACAACCCAAAAGUUACACAUGUCAUUUGCCCUUGUCUGAGCUUAGUCCCAUGGCUAAGGCUGUUUUUUUUUUUUCAAACAAUUUUUUUUGGUCACACCAUGCUGGAAGAGAGUCUUCUGGAAGGCUGGAAGAGUUUAGGGGGGCAGCCCUGUGCUCAGCUAAAACUUGGGAGAUUCAAUUACUAAGGAAGAUGGAGAGAUGGAUAUGGGGGCAAAUGGCUAUCCCCACCACAUGGAGUUUUUGUAAUGACAGAUACAAUGGCCAGAAUAUCAAAGAAGUCCUUAGAGACCAUCUGGUUAAACACUCUAAUUCGAUAGAUGAGAGCCAGAGAGGGGACUUGUCCAAAUUCACACAAGCCAGUGUUAGACCAAGGCUGGGUCCGGAUCUCCUAACUCCAAGCCCAGUGCUCAGAACUAGGGGAGGGAUUGCUUAGGACUUUAUGUAUUAUCUUAGCUUCAAGUACAUUUUUGUCUUCAUGUAUUAUGUCUAACAAGAAUAUAUUCAUGUGUUAUUCAUGUAAGUGAAAACUUGGCCAAUAUACAUGAAAAAGUAUUAUAUUCACUACUUAACACAGGAAGUCAAAACCAUAAUGAGAUACCACCAUAUAUCCAUCAAAAUGCCAAAAACUUAAAAAAACAGACUACCAGUUCUUGAGAAUGUGGAGCAAGUGGAACUCUCCGGCAUGAUUGGUACAAUCAUUUCAGAAAACUGGCCCCAUCUACUGAAAUGGCAUACACAUACCUAUGGCCUAGUGAUUCUACAUCUAGGGAUUUACCCAACAGAAAUAUGUAUGCAUGUGACCAAAACACAUGUUCAAGGAUAUUCAUAGAGGGCACUACCCUGGUGGUCCACUGGCUAAGACUCUGCACUCCCAAUGCAGGGAGUCCAAGUUUGAUCCCUGGUCAGGGCACUAUAUCCUACCUGCCACAACUAAAGAUCCCCCAUGCCACAGCAAAGAUCUUGAGUGCCACAACUAAGACCUGGCAGGCCAAAAAAAUGAAUGUCUGUAGAGGGUCCUUCCUGGCAGUCCAGUGGUAAGAUCCCAGGCUUCCACUACAGGGAGCUUGGGUUCAAUCCCUGGUUGGGGAACUAGAUCCCAUAUGCUGCUCCAUGGUGUGACCAAAAAUAAAUUGUUUUUUAAAAAAAGGCAGUAUUGUGACAUGCCAGGUGUCUCCAGGAGCAAUCACUAGGCCAGAAUCCACACAGGGGAGGUGAAAGAAUGAAACCGUCUAGGAAUUCCUGUCAUCGGCCUUAGGGAGGAAACUACCUAUGACAUGGACCUAUUUUUGAACUGGUUAAUUUUUUAAAAAAGAAAAGUUUAUUUCAAAAUAGCAGGACUUAUUGACUUUCCUGUGACUCUCAAGGCUCCCUUCUCUGCUGAAAAACUUAACUUGAGUCAGGCUCUCCCUUGCUGGCCAAGGUCUGUGACUCUGAACUUUGUACUUCCUCCCAGGCCUGAGACCAGUGAGGGUGAGGCAGUUCUGAAUAAAAUCAACAGAGCAGCCUUGGAAUACAGAGGGAUGUUUUGUUUUUACAAAAUGAAACAAAAAACAAAAGAAGUGGAGGGAAGAAAGGAAUAAAAUUGCAUGCAUGUUUGUGUGCUCCUAGAAAAUGGUCUAUUAGCAUAAAAACCCAAACUGCAGCAAUCCCUGGGAAGUGGUUGGACAAAGGAGAGGCCAUUGCUCUUGCUCAGCUGUACUUAUCCUUAAUCUUCAAUUGGCCGCCCUUCAGAUCUUUGUUCCCCCCCUAACUGGUUCAUCCAAAGAAGUCCCCUGUCACUGUUCGGGAAACCACUGUUUUCUGUCUCCAUAGCUCUUACCACCAGUGAGAUCUCCUUUAUGUACUUGAUUUUUUUCUGCCUGCCCCUGUUCCUUGAAGGCAGAAACCCUGUCUUGUUUCCCAUUGUAUAUAUCCUCAGUGAAGAACAGGGUGUCAGACAUGAGCAGAUAAGGUCAGCACAAAGUUAGGGCCCUCAAUAAGCAGUUAGUGAAUGAGAGGUUGGGCUGUUGCUUUGUAUUUUUAGAUUUUUGAGAUGAGCAUGACUACUUUUGAAGCAGGAGACAGAUGGGCUCUUGGGCCAAACAGCUGAUGUUCGUCAAGUGAAUGACACUGAAAUUUUAUCCUCAGCCAGAUGAGAACAACGCCUGAUUCCCUUCCCCCACCAAAAUGGAAGAAAUGAACUAACAGAGAGGAAUUUGUUAAACAGAAAUGGAAAAGUGGGGUUUUUUACUGCUAACAAGCAAGGGAAAUGGAAGAAUGAGUAAACAGCUAUAAAACCCCCAAGAAUAGGCCUGGAAGAGUCCAGCGACCCUAGUUUUACUCUAGCUGUUUCUAGUGCACACAACUGGACUUGUCCUUCACAAAUUUAAUUCCUUAAUCACUCUCUGUGAAUUCUAUCCUGCACCUGGCAUUCUUUUCCCCUACACAUCCUUGUAACUCCCCUGGCAUUCUUUAUUUCAAAAAGGUUACCAGCCAAUAAACUCGUUGACGACCAAA
Dama dama (fallow deer) is the source of this 7936-nucleotide messenger RNA. It is a transcript of the gene ALAD, whose product is annotated as aminolevulinate dehydratase. Gene Ontology annotation, biological process: heme biosynthetic process. Bases 222 to 1211 code for a protein of 329 amino acids. NCBI's taxonomy places the organism in Eukaryota, Metazoa, Chordata, Mammalia, Artiodactyla, Cervidae. Gene Ontology annotation, cellular component: cytosol. Gene Ontology annotation, molecular function: porphobilinogen synthase activity; zinc ion binding. The transcript has 12 exons. The record is from RefSeq and is a predicted model, not a curated record.